AUGGUGUGCGUGUCACCUCCUGCGAACGCAGCGGAGAAGCUCGUGUUUGGAUAUGUACGACAUAGUCUAUCUACAGCAGACGAAAGGGAGGGAGAACCAAACAUGUCGAGCGAGGAGGAUGAUAUAACUAUUGGCGAGAAAGAAUGGGGAGAAUCUAUGUACGUCACUCUGUUUGAAGAAAUGCUACAAGAAGUCUUUACGCAUGAAGGGUAUUUAUUUUGCGCAGAAGAGAUCAAAUGCCUGAUGGACUACAACACACUAUCAUACGGGGGACGCUACCUUCUUAUACGCCUGUGCCUGCGCAAAGCAGAUACCUGGUUCCGGCUAAAUAAGUUGAAAUAUGAGAGGGAGCUUGGAGACAAGAUCAAGAGUGCCAUACAUGAGCUCUGCGGUUUGCACAAUCCCUCCCCUAAGGAGAUCAAGAUCAAGGUCGAGGAACCAGAGGUUAUUGACCUGGUGGAUGAACGCGAGCGCCCUCAGGCUGGCCCUUCGAGGUUGCCUAAGCAGGAGCCGCAACCAUGCAAAUUGGAAGGACCAGAUUACUCUACGUUCGCUUUGGAUGAGUCACAUGCAGAUCUGCGGGAGCUACUGGAAUGCCUCGGCCUGGAUGAGCUCAAGAAUAUUGCAAAACAGAUGAAGCUAAAGACGAGUGGGCACCAUGGACGCAGAGAUGAGUUGAUGAAUGCACUUUUGGCCUCAACGUCAGCACAGCGUACACUUCCUUUCGCGUCUCCGAUACCAGCCAAAGGCAAAGGGAAAGGAAGAGCAGACAGGCUUAUUCAGACAACUCUGUCGUUUGGCAUAGAAGGACGCAGGACACAAGCUGACAGGCUGCGAGAAAUUGUCAUCAAACACCUGGGUAAAUGUGUCAAACUUAAGGAGGAUGUUGUGAAGUUGGUUCGUCGGGUCAACCUGGUUUACUUGCGCAGUACACAGUCCACGCCGUCCAUUCUGACCCCCUCUAUCCUCUCUCGCGCAAAGAAGAGGUCAUAUGCGGAGUAUAAUCAUGCCUUGGAGAUCGAAGCGGAAGUGGAUGCUCUCCUCGAGGGACCUGGGUUAGUCACGGGCGCGCGUGCGCGUUCUACAGCGAGCAAGACACCAGGGCCGCUGAUGCAGAGAUUUAAGACACCCAUUACACCGAGGAAAGACCUCGAUAUUCACGCAAGUGUUUCCCCUAGAAGUACCAGGAGUAGAGUCAAGUCGAGUCACUUGGACGAACUGGACGAUUCGCGUAGCCUGUUCAACGAGUCAUCAGUCGAUACUAGCGCGGACACUCCUCGCAGACAAGCUGCUUGGGCUGUAAGGUGCAUUCUUGACGACGUCUAUCCUCGCUGGCAGGACAUGGUGAGCACGAAAGGUGAAUGCGACCGGCCACAGUCUCUUAUACGCUUCGAGAGCGGACACAUCUUGACAAGGGUCGUGUGCAAGGGUACAUAUGCCUUGGGCACGCUCAAGGAGCACGAGAGGGAGCUUGGAGUUCUAGAGGCCCUUCUCGCUCAACGGAGAUGGCGUCGAGGUCGGCGAGGAAGAUGGCACGAACGCCGUGCUCUGAUCCUGAUGACUCAUAUGGGGAAGAGCGACAGGAUAUAUCGCCUUGCCAUGGAUGCCGUCACGGAGGCGCUCAUGGAUGAAGAUACGCACAUCGUGUUUCGUCCAAAGCUUGAACGACGGCUCACUACCCUGGAGAAGCGCCUGAGCGUGCCCGAGAAUGAUCGGCAUAUAUGUCAAGGCAAACUCGACAAGCCGGACGAGGUUUCGAUAUCCGGUGUUCGUGUCCGCCAUAGCGCAACAAGCCUAGUACUCGACCGCACGUGUCGCGUGAACAAUCCGCCAGUGUUGGUCAAGGACGAAAAGCCUGGCCUUACUCAGCUUGCGCUUCCGUGGCUGAGUCAGAAGCCCGACGUUAGGGAGCCUGAAACUACAAUGGCGAAGGCGACAGGGAAAUCCAUUUGGCGUGGACGGGAAAACGAGGAGGUCAAUGUGGAGACUCUGGCCUUGCAGCACUACGAGGAGCAAGGUUACAAAGGUUUUCAUUGCGAGGGGCGUAUCGUUAGCACGCUCUUCGGCCUCCUUUUCUGGGAUGUCAUUUUCGCCUCUGUGCCUGGUGCAUUCGAGACGCCGUACCAAGCUGCACCUCUCGACAUCGCUGAGGACACUUUUUACCACUCCCGAAAAGAAGUCGCCGAUCGCUUACUUGUGAGGUUGCGUGAAGGUGCCGCUGAGGAAAUCUUGGAACGUGUACACAAUGAGCACGCCGAGAAGAAGACAUGGUGUGUAGGUGUGCGCUGGGAGAUGUUCGAGAAGCAGGAUCUUUUGGACAUCGUGAAGUGUCUUGGCGGGCCAGCACUCGAAGUUAUUUGCAGGCUGUUAUGCGAAGACUACGCAGGUCGAGUCGGCGGUGUCCCUGAUCUGAUCAUCUGGAAUGUUGAGGCGAAGGAAUGCAAAUUUGUCGAAGUCAAGGGUCCUGGUGACAAGCUGCAGGAGAACCAGAAGGUGUGGAUUGAUGUACUUUUACAGGCCGGUAUACCCGUAGAAGUAUGCCAUGUUUUCGAAGAAGAGGAACAGGAUCCACUAUCGCGCAAACGAAAGGCCAAGACGAAGACCAAUGCGAAGUCACGCAAGCGACCACGUCGGUUAUCCAGCCCUGCGGACGAACGUCCCAUUGUCGAGUCCGAGGGUGAAGAAGAGAUAGAUUACUCUCAGCUAGACAAACACGACGACGACGACGACAAAGAGUCAAGUUUGCCUCCCGUUACGCCUGAGCGACGUCCUCCACGCAAGCUCAUGGAAGUCAUCAUCACGUCAUCUCCAAGUACAUCCGGGUCACCCACCAAGAAAAGGCGUAUCAUGUCUCCCGAAAUCUAGUUUCUUGCUUUGUACGGUUUCUUGCUCUUAUCUUUAUUGCAUGCUUUGAUAUUGCUC
Postia placenta MAD-698-R-SB12 is the source of this 2922-nucleotide messenger RNA. RefSeq lists its product as hypothetical. The record is from RefSeq and is a predicted model, not a curated record. Gene Ontology annotation, biological process: interstrand cross-link repair. Gene Ontology annotation, cellular component: nucleus. Gene Ontology annotation, molecular function: flap-structured DNA binding; 5'-flap endonuclease activity; 5'-3' exonuclease activity. Bases 1 to 2865 code for a protein of 954 amino acids. Lineage: Eukaryota; Fungi; Basidiomycota; Agaricomycetes; Polyporales; Adustoporiaceae. The transcript is spliced from 12 exons.